Messenger RNA from Penaeus vannamei (Pacific white shrimp), 4546 nucleotides. Lineage: Eukaryota; Metazoa; Arthropoda; Malacostraca; Decapoda; Penaeidae. The record is from RefSeq and is a predicted model, not a curated record.
CAGGUUCCGCCACCACCACGACAGGAGGCUGAAGAGGCGCAAUCUGGACAACAGGCAUGAGCCGAGGUUCACGCACAGCGAGUACCAGCAGAGGUCAGCGAGACAUUCCGCCCCAAUACGUCUAUUCUGCAGGUCCACGCCAUCGACGACGACAUGGACCGCAACGGCCUCAUCAAGUACUCCGUCAGCGACCCCGAGCACUUCUUCGUGGACGAGGGGGGCGUCCUGUACAACAUCAAGCCCCUGGACUUCGAGCACACCAACGGGAAGUACGUCCUGCAGGUCACGGCGGAGGACCAAGCGCCCACCAGAAGCUCGAGGAAGAAGGCCACGGCGCCAGUCACCAUCAGGAUCAUCGACAAGCCAGAUCCGCCGGAGUUCGAUUCCACGGAGUACAAGUUUUCCGUGUCGGAGUUCGCCAGCACCGAUGCGUACGUGGGGACCGUCGUGGCCAGGGACGAGGACGGCGACUUCGACAGAUACGCCCUGGAGAACGUGGACCCGGAGGGCAUGUUCCUAGUCGACGAGAAAACGGGAAUCAUCCGCGUAGGUCGGACCAACUUCGCAAACAAGUGGGAAUUCAACUUCCAGGCGGUGGCUUUCGACCUGGGGAAGCAGAGCAGCAGGGUUCCGGUCACGGUCGAAAUCAUAGACGAGAACACGAACAAGCCGGUGUUCAAGGAGUGCAGCAACUACGACCAGAAGAGCAUUCAGGAGAACAUGGAGGCGGGGUCGUCGGUGCUGAUCGUGAUCGCGACCGACGACGACCACGGGGUCAACGGCGAGGUCGAGUACUCCUUCCGGAACGACUACGACAGUUUCGCCAUCGAGACCAAGCUCGGCCAAGGUUACAUCUCCACCACGCAGCCGCUGGACCGGGACGACGGCGAGAAGGAGUACUACAUGACGGUGAUCGCCCGCGACAAGGCCCCCACCGACUGGCUGCUGGGCGCCUGCUCCUUCAGGAUCGUCGUCGAGGACGUCAACGACAACCCACCCAUCUUCGACCAGGCGACUUACAUGUACAAGCUGCCGACGGACAAGGCGGUCGGGACGGAGAUCCUGCGCGUCACGGCCACAGACAAGGACGCGGGGCUGAACGCGGACGUCGUGUACGAGCUGGAGGGCGAGGCGACCGACCUCGCGUACUUCGAGGUCGACCCCGACACCGGCGUCAUCGUGCUCAAGAAAGAGCUCAACGAGAAUAUGGCGGACCAGAAGACCUUCUCGCUGACGGCGCGGGCGCAGGACAAGGGGACGCCGCCCAUGGCCUGCGCCCGUGACUGACUGGACGUGGUGGCCUCGGGGAAGCAGCCGCCCUCCAUCGUCAGCCAGAGCACCCUCACCCCGCGCGUGGCCGAGGACACGCAGGAGAACACCGAAGUGCUCUACGUCUGCGCCACCUCCAACAUCCCCGGGCGGCCCAAGGUCUACUUCGCGCUCCUCAACGGCAACACCAGGGACACCAACGACGACGGCUCCUUCGACGUCAGGCCGCUGGAGGACGGCGACAACCGCUGUCCUGCCGACACCAACGGCGCCUCCAUCUACGUCGCCCUCAGGAACCUGGACUACGAGGCGAUCACGUCCUACAAACUCAUCCUGCAGCUCGUGAACGAGGAGAACUCCCGCCAUGACGAGCAGAUCCUGGUGGAGAUCCUGGACGUGAACGACAACCCGCCGCUGCUGCAGCCCUACGACGGCGCCGUGGUGGAGAACGCCGAGCCCGCGCUCAUCACCACCAUCCAGGCCGUCGACAAGGACGCCACGGAGGCCUUCAGAAACCUUGAUUUCUCCUUCGACGAGGAGUCCGUGACGCAGGACGUCAAGGACAAGUUCCGGCUGAGGACCAACGGCGAGCUCAGCACCCUGAUGAAGCUGGACAGGGAGAACGCGUCGCAGUACCGGGUUCCUGUCAUAGUCACCGACGGAGAGCCCAGCCACGUCCGCCGCCGCACGUACUGGAUCACGGUGCAGGACGUGAACGACGAGCCGCCCCGCUUCGACGUCAGCAGCGUGGUGGAGGUGGAGCUGCCGGAGCGCACGGAGGUCGGCAAGGACACGGGGAUCAAGCUGGUGGUCCUCGAUCCCGACGUCGUCAACUACAACGAGUUCCAGAUCGUGGAAGGCAACCAGUACCAGAAAUUCCGGAUCGACCCCACCACCGGGGACGUGUUGGUCAACCAGCUGCUGGACUACGACGCGCCGACCAACGACAGGAACUUCACGAUGAAGGUGCGGCUCUCGGACGGCGCCAACCAGCCCGCGGAGACGACCAUCACGAUCGCCGUCACCAACGACAACGACCAACAGCCCGUCUUCAUCCCCAGCAACUACAACUUCACCAUCACCGAGAACGUCAACUGCAGCAUCCAGAUCGGGAAGGUGACGGCCAUUGACCCCGACCUCCCGAGCACCGCCGACCAGAACAUCCAGUACUUCCUGUCGACGGACGAUGAGAGGAACUUCACCAUCGCGGAGAAAACGGGAGACCUCACUCUCAAGGGCUGCCUGGACCGCGAGGCCGCCACCCGGGGGACGAUGACCCUCUAUCCCUACGCCAUGGACGAGGGCGGCAACGGGCUGGACGCCAUCCCCGCCAUGGUCACCAUCAACAUCAACGACAUGAACGACAACCACCCGUAUAUUCAGAGCCCGGACAACAGCUUCGCCGUGCUGAUGGAGAACCGCGAGCCAGGGAGCCCCGGCCACAGGGUGGUGAUCCAGCUGGACGACUGGGACAGCGACGAGAACGGCUGCCCCUGCACCCUCUCCUUCGACCAGAACACGCCCUCGGACAUCAUGCAGAAGUUCGACGUGACGGGAGGAGCCAGCUCCCAGUACGAGCUCAGCCCCAAGGUGGUGCUGGACCGCGAGCAGCAGAAGGUGUACCGCAUCCCGUUCCGCACGAAGGACCGCUGGGGCGUCUCGGGCACUCGCAUCCUCACCCUCGAGGUCGGCGACGAGAACGACUCCCCGAUGACCGACGGCGAGAGCUCCAUCAGCGUCUAUAAUUAUCAGGGUCAGUUUCCCGACAUCGUGAUCGGCUCCGUGCACGUCACCGACCUCGACGACCAUGACGUCAACGACAAGAUCUUCGAGCUGGACCCGUCCUCGCCCUCCGACGGGACGUUCUUUGACGUCAACCUCAACACGGGCAACAUCACCAUGAAGAAGGGCACGCCGGAGGGCACGCACACGCUCAGGGUCAAGGUGACCGACACCUUCCGUGACGAGACGGCCUUCGGCACCGUGCACAUCCACGUGGUCGACCUGACGGAGGAGGCGGUCAUGCAGUCGGGUUCCUUCCGCGUCGCCAACCACACCGCCUACGAUAUCGUCAAGCAGAGUGAGUCCGGCGGCGCCAGCCUGUACGCGCGCCUCCGCCAGCGCAUCGGCCAGGUGCACGGGAUCGCCGCCGAGAACGUGGACGUGUUCGGCCUGAAGGACGUGGCGGACGGCGUGGACGUGCGCUACAACUGCCACAGCUCGCCCUACUACACGGCGGCGCGCCUCGACGGCCUCAUGCUGGCCGCGCGAGAGGAGAUAAUGGCCGACCUGGGCAUCAGCAUCCCGCUGGUGGACAUCAACAGCUGCCUGUACGAGUCGCUGUCGCCGUGCCAGGAGAAGUCGUGCCAGCACACUCUGCGUCCGAACCUGACGUCGCCGCUGGUCGUGGCGUCUGACGUCACCACGAUGGUCGGGGUGGACAUCGCCGACGACUACACGUGCGACUGCGGCGCCCUGGAGCCGCCGCACACGGUGUGCCACGACGGCUUCUGCCUCAACGGCGGCACCUGCGUCGAGGCCAACCAGACGCUGACGUGUCUGUGCCCCGACAGCGCCAACUACGGCCCGCGCUGCGAGCUCACCAACGCGCGCUUCGAGAGAGGCUACGCGUGGUACGAGGGGCCCAAGGUGUGCGACAACUCGUCCUUCUCGAUGGCCUUCGAGACGCGGGACCCCGAGGGCCUGCUGCUCUACGCCGGCCCCAUGCUGACCAAACCGUGGCAGGACUACCCGAAGGACUUCAUCUACGUGGUCCUCAGGGACUGGAUCCUGGAGGCGUACCUCGACCUCGGCACGGGCACCGUCGUGAUGAAGGUCAGCCUCGAGAAGAACAGCGCGCGCUCCUUCGACUUCGUGCUCUCGUGGGCCGACGACGGCAUCAGCCUGGAGGUCCCCAACUGCCUCGGCAACAGCAGCUCCUCCGCCACCGCCUGCAAGAAGACCACGCCCCUGCCCGGCACCGUCAGCCCCAGCGUCCUGCUCAACUCGCCGGGGCCCCUGCAGCUGGGGGGCGUGACGGCCAUGCCCUCCUUCGAGCAGCUGGCCGCCUCCUACGAGUGGACGAUCGUGCCGCCGGUGGUGCUGCCCUUCUUCGGCUGCAUCUUCGAGGUCCGCUACAACGACUACCUCUACGACCUCAACUCCACCGACUACACCAAGUCGACGUACCUGCCGUGCAACGCCCCCACGCCCGCGAAGGUCAUCCUGGGCCAGCAGUCGAUCAUCAUCAUCGUGGUCAGCCUGCUGUGCCUCAUAC